Messenger RNA from Laccaria bicolor S238N-H82, 966 nucleotides. RefSeq lists its product as uncharacterized. Bases 1 to 966 code for a protein of 321 amino acids. NCBI's taxonomy places the organism in Eukaryota, Fungi, Basidiomycota, Agaricomycetes, Agaricales, Hydnangiaceae. The record is from RefSeq and is a predicted model, not a curated record. The transcript is spliced from 10 exons.
AUGCCACACCCAUCACAUUCACAACCCCAUUCCGCUACAUCCCCAUCGCAAACAGUGCAACCCAUCAACAAGAACACGACCGCCGCACCCGCGCCCACUGCUCAACAUGCCCCUGUCCUUCAACCACCCGCCAUUCAAGUAUCACCACUUUCAUCGCCCUCUCGUCACAUUACCAUUGCCAACAAUGUGACUGCUACUCCUAUCCCCGCCGCUCGACCACCACGACGAGCUAUAUUGAGUAUGAUAUUCCCAACUGCUGCUGCCAAACUCGCACCCAAAUUCGGCCUCGCCGAAUUUGUCAUCGUUCGCUCACUCAUCACAUUCACUGGGGGGCAUAAAAACCCUGGGGAUGCCAUCCAGACUGAUCAAGCAGCACGUGAGGCAACCCAGGCAUCGCCUACCCCUCUGCUUAUCAGAAAGACUACGAUUUCAGCAUGCGAUGGCAACCGUAAAAGCAGCAAGACAGAAGAGUGGCGAAUAGCAGGUCGUCGUAGGAAUUUGAAAGAGGUUGUUUGCGCUGAAUGGGGUCAGCACGCACCUUUUUCGACCCACGUAUGGUUGUUUGGACUAAGGGGUGGGAACGAUUGGUGUCAAAGUCUGGGUAGAGGUCUUGCAAAAAGUGGCGAGCGCCAGUGUCGUGCACGAUCAUCCAAAGCAUCCAACGUCAUUGGUGGGCGAGCAUUCCUCGAGUGGGAUGAAUGCCCGCCCAAUGCGCUCAAAAGCACAGCCUCCAUCGCGCCGGCAAGAGAUCGCGUGGAGGAUCAAAUAAGCGGACGCGUGUAUCAGGGAAUUGACGAGCGAAGUCGUCAAGGAGAAGACGUGAAAGAAGUCGAGGCUGUCAGUGAACAGCAAAAGACGGCGAGGUGGAGUUGGGAGAUUGGUGGCAACAUGGUGAAUUGCGGAGAAAAUGGCAACAAGCUCAAGAAAGAAAAUGUCGAUUUUGAUGUUAGCAGGAGGUGGUUGUAA